UUAUGAAAAACGUCUCUAUGAUUCAACUUCCUCCAGCUAAUGAUGGGCGUUGCUUUCUCAACUCUUCUCUGAAAGGUGUGGCGAUUUUGGCUCACUGUGAAAUUCCUCCUCCGGCAUCAACCCUGUCCUCUAACUUUAAGUUUAAUACUUCUCUACAACCACAACAAGAACAACAACAACAAUGUCUGUUUGGGAUGACUUGGACCUGCUCCUAGACUCCCCCUCCUCAUUAACUGUGACAUCCAGUGCAAGAGGAACUGUGAAGGACCAUGUAAACUUCAAAAUGGAUGAAGAUGUGUCUGCACUGAGGAAGGCCAUGGAGGGCGUUGGUACGACAGAAAAGACACUAGUUGAGGUGUUGACCCAAAGAAGUAAUGCUCAGCGUCAGCUCAUCGCUAAGGCCUAUGAGAAAGCCUCAGGAAGGAAAUUGGUAGAUGACCUGAAGGGCGACACCCAAGGAGACUUUGAGGAUUUGUUGGUAGCCUUGGUAACGCCUCCCGAUGUUUACGACUGUCAUGAAGUCAUCAACGCCAUCAAGGGAGCAGGGACCACCGAGAGUACGCUGACAGAAAUCUUUGCAUCGAGAUCCAACAGACAGAUCAAGGCCCUGUCUGAAGCAUAUCUUGCAGAAACAGGGAAAUCGCUGAUUCAUGAUCUGCAGUCGGAGGUGACUGGAGACUAUGGCAAAGCCCUGCUCAUCUUGGCUGAGGGGAAGAGAGACGAGAGCACCAAUGUGGACCCUGCCAAAGCUAAAGCGGAUGCUAAGGCCCUGUAUGAAGCCGGGGAGAAGAAGUGGGGAACCGAUGAGGAGAAGUUCAUCGACAUCCUGUGCCACAGGAGUAUUCCCCAGCUUCGACAGACUCUGGUAGAGUACAAGAAUAUUAGUAAGAAGACUCUGCAGGAGAGCAUCGAGAGCGAGAUGUCUGGAGACACGGAGGAGCUACUAGUGGCUGUUGUUAAGUGUGUGAAGACCGUCCCUGCAUACCUGGCUGAGAGGCUUUACAAGAGCAUGAAGGGUGCGGGGACAACAGAGUCCACUCUGACCAGGAUAAUUGUGAGUCGCUCAGAGUUGGACCUGCAGGACAUCAGAGCAGAGUACAAGAAGCUGUUUGGAUGUUCCCUCUACUCCCAGUUAGAGUCUGAAGUGUCGAACAGUUACGGCAACGCCCUCAAGAAUCUAUGUGGCCAAGACUAACUCCUCCCAACUCCCAUGAUGGGAAACAUGUGGUGGUGUGAAGUGCAGAUGGGAAGAACCGCAGCUAAAGAUGGAGGGUGACCUGCCGCUGACCUUUUCAAUAGCAUCAUAGCUUGAACGAACCAUCUAGAAAAAUGCUUUUGAAUGUGGAAUUCCAGUAAUGUUCAACCAGACAGACUGAAUGAUUAAUACACGCAGACUUAAAAAUAAGUAUUGACAUGAAAAUGCUGUUGAAUGUCUUUUUGAAUUUAUAAAAUAGUUUGUAUUCCACAUAAACUCCACAUUUCACAUGUAUUGUAUCUUCUUGCAAAUUGUAACACAAAUAACAAUUGUCCUUACUUUCACAUUUAAGAAAAUAAAAAUAUUCUACUACUUGAUGUGAGUGAGCAAAGAGACGACAAGAUGACACCAUGUUUAUAUAAAAAAACUACUUAUUUUAUUUAAUGGUUUUGUUUAUAUUGCUGUAACCGACUCCUACACAGGUCAUCAGGACCUUGUCCCCUCCUUUCCUUUCGUCUUCUGAAGGCUUCUGAACCUCGAUCUUGAACAUGAUCUGGAAGAAAUCUCUAAUGUGUCUGAGGAACUCGAUCCUAUAGAGACGGUGAGGGAGAGAGAGGGGGAAGAAAGUAAAAAAAAAAAAAA
Messenger RNA from Sebastes umbrosus (honeycomb rockfish), 1837 nucleotides. RefSeq names its product annexin A3b (gene anxa3b). Gene Ontology annotation, cellular component: cytoplasm. The coding region runs from base 182 to 1195 and encodes 337 amino acids. The record is from RefSeq and is a predicted model, not a curated record. The transcript is spliced from 14 exons. NCBI's taxonomy places the organism in Eukaryota, Metazoa, Chordata, Actinopteri, Perciformes, Sebastidae. Gene Ontology annotation, molecular function: calcium ion binding; calcium-dependent phospholipid binding; phospholipase inhibitor activity.